Molecule: messenger RNA, 1609 nt
Organism: Labrus mixtus (cuckoo wrasse)
Lineage: Eukaryota; Metazoa; Chordata; Actinopteri; Labriformes; Labridae
Gene: dand5
Product: DAN domain family, member 5
Exons: 4
Coding region: 437-1207 (256 amino acids)
Biological process (GO): determination of heart left/right asymmetry
Source: RefSeq, a predicted model, not a curated record
AUCGCUCUACCUGUGGACAGGUUGGACAACACAAACUUAAAAGCUUGUUCAGCUUCUAUUUUACUAAAUAAUAUGUAAUAAUGUGUUUUUAAUCGUUUCGGUUUAAAUUCAACAAGUUCUGGUUGUGGAGCGCGUUUAUUGUGUUUAUGGAAAGAAAGGAGGAAGAUGACGGUCAACCAUCAAAGACGGCUAAUAAUUAAUCCAGUUAGGAAGGAUUUUCAUUGCUAAUGUGGUGGAAACUCAGAUAAUGGAAGAUAAAGAGGACGAUUUUUGUGACGCUGUAAAGAACUGGCCGAGCUGCUUCAACACUUCCUCCCAGUCUGGCGACUAUCCCCGAGCUGGAGUUCUAGUCUCGGUGUGAUGUCUGGCCUGGUGUGGGAAUUGCGACACCUUCACUUCCAUUUAAACUCAGAUCUAUCCCUGUUUAUUUACAAGAAUGGCCUUUCCUCUCAUCCUCAUCCUUCUAUCCCAUUGGACCCUGGCUCUUACAUUCCCUCACAAUGCCUUUGACAACAUCGUGAAAGGAUCAAGAGUCGACUUUGAGUCAUCUGGAAGCGGACCAGAUGAACCUGUCCGGGGUGUAGUAAAGGUGGUGCAGCUGGACCCUCGGUCCCUGGCCCAUUCAGGCUUCUUCAGACAAGGUCUGACCCCCAGAAGAGCCCCCUCCCUCAGCGCCAGACUGUCCUUCCCUGCUUUCUUGUCUCAGGGACGUCCAGGUCCUGCUCCAGGCCCCAGGACCCCACUGAGUCCACUACACCAACUGAGGCCUAAAAAUGAGAUAGAGGUGAAGAAGACGCAAGGCCUGCAGAUGUGGCAGAGAGCCAUAAACAAAGGAGAGAAGAUGCACCUGCCAAUCAACCUGAAGGACACAAAACAGACGUGCACCGCUAUACCUUUCACCCAGCAUGUGACAGCGGAGGGAUGCAGCACAGUAACCGUGCACAACAAGCUGUGUUUCGGUCAGUGCAGCUCCCUGUUUGUCCCGUCGGAAGGAGAGUUUGCAGGGCUGGGUUCUUCUGGGACAGGGUCACUCCGUCACCGGGCCCCCUGCUCCCGCUGCGCCCCGUCUAAAUCUCGCACCGUGACCGUGCCUCUGCGCUGCGGAGCUGAGGUCAGGGAGAGGCGGCUGGUGGUGGUGGAGGAGUGCAAGUGCGAGACAGGCCGUGAGGAAAAGAGGGCAGAUGCUGUGGCUUCCACACACCUGUGAUUCUGUUACAACUGUUGUCCAAAAAACACUCCUGAUUGUCAAGGAUUUUUUAGGGGGCAGGUAAUCAUUUUAAUCCUGGCUGAUAUCUUCAUUCUCUGUGAGAUCACUGCACUGAUCGACUUUAUCCUCGCUUCAUGAAAAUGAACUAGAAGCAUGCAUCUUUAUGAACAUGUGUAUCUGUGUUUGAUUACGAGUCUGAAUGUUUUAUUCAGAAUAAUAUGUUGUGGUGUUUAUUCACACCAAUGAUUGAUGACAAAAUGACCUAUAUUGUGGUCAUGUUGCAACAGACCGAUCUGUCCACACUGGACUAGUGUUAUGUUUUCAGACAAAGUGUUUAGAUUAAACUAAACUGGAAUAUUGUGAACUUGUAAUAUCGUCAUUAAAAUGUCCUGUUUGUCCUGA